Molecule: messenger RNA, 2094 nt
Organism: Periconia digitata
Lineage: Eukaryota; Fungi; Ascomycota; Dothideomycetes; Pleosporales; Periconiaceae
Source: the annotation of a GenBank genome assembly
AUGGCUACCAGCUAUUUCCCGGAGCGAUCCGCGCCACCUGUGCGCGACAGUUCUUCGCCAGCUUCCCCAGCCCCAGGAGCCCCAUCUCGGAGUGCUAAUGCUUUGUCUGCCCGCAUCACCAGCGUCCUCUCUGCAUCAUAUGCCGACUUGGAGAUUCGUGAUGCGCUGGAGACGUUGGACUCUCGCCAGAUUCAGAAUACUGCCGAGACGCGGCGCCAGCUACGUCUAGAUGUUCAGAAAGAGGUCGUUGAGUGCAAUGGAGAGAUUGUCAAGGAUUUUGGCCAGGUCGCCCAGCAAUUGAGGCGUAUAGGCUCUGCCAUUAGUAGUUUGAACACUUUUUGCGAUGAGAUGCGCACACACAUCGCUGCAGCAAACCGUGAUACCGGCCCUGUACUGGAGGAAGCAACCAGCUUGAUUAGCCAGAGAAAACAGAUUGAAGCGAAACAACAUAUUCUCACUGCUUUCGCGUCCCACUUCUUCAUCUCAGAGACAGAUUCAACCGUUCUGACAUCCACUGCCGAGCCUGUCAACGAGGAGUUCUUCCAAGCGCUCACCCGAGUGAGACGGAUUCAUCAUGACUGCCAGGUAUUACUUGGAACAGAAGACCAACGCCUUGGUCUUGAAGUGCUGGAGCAGAGCUCCAAACAAAUCAAUGCUGCCUACCAAAAGUUAUAUCGUUGGAUACAGCGUGAGUUCAAGACGCUGGACCUAGAGAAUCCUCAGAUCAACGCUUCAGUGAGACGAUCAUUGCGUGUCCUCGCGGAGCGGCCCGCUUUGUUUCAAAGUUGCCUGGAUUUCUUCGCUGAGGCCAGAGAAAAUAUACUUUCAAAGUCAUUCUAUGCAGCCUUGACUGGUUCUGCAUCAGAUACACAGCAGCUGAAUACGAAGCCUAUAGAAUUUCAGGCGCACGAUCCACUUCGUUAUGUGGGCGAUAUGCUUGCUUGGGCACACUCCACCACUGUGUCGGAAAGAGAAGCUCUGGAGGUGCUUUUCAUUUCAGAGGGAGAUGAAAUCAAACGCUCUAUUCAGGCCGGAUUGGAAAGCGAGCCGUGGCUGCGUGGCGAGGGUGACGAGGAGAUAUUCGAUGGCAAGAAAGCUCUCGACCAGCUUGUUAGUCGAGAUUUGGCCGGUGUUGCUCGAUUACUGCGGCAACGAACUGAACAGGUUAUACAAAGCCACGACGAUGCUACUUUGGCAUACAAGAUUGCGAACCUAGUCGGGUUCUAUAAAUCGACGUUCGUGAAACUGCUAGGAGCCGAUUCUGAGAUUCUGGAUCUCUUCACCACCCUCGAAGGCUCAGCUAUGAGACAAUUCCGCGCAAACAUGCGCGAUCAUGUGGCUACUGUCCAGAGUGAGCUGUCCGUGGCCCCUGGGGAUUUGUCACCGCCAGAUUUCUUAGAAGAGGCCCUUCAAAUGCUCAAGGUUUUGGCGAGGAGUUACGAUACGUCCAUCGCUGCAGUAGACAAUGGCGGAGAUAGCUUCCAGUCUGUUCUGGCCGAGACUUUGGAUCCAUUUCUCAGCGGCUGCGAAAAUCUCGGGAAAGGACUAGAGGAACCAGGCAAUGCUAUCUUCGCUAUCAAUUGUCUAACGACCGUCAGAGCAGUCCUCUCGCUUUAUUCAUUUACGAGCGACCGCCUUGGCGACAUGGAUGACACGAUAGGUGAACACAAAUCAAAACUGAUCGAGUACCAAACCGAGUACCUGACGCAUGCCUCUGGUCUACAGCCCCUCAUGGGAGCACUUUCUGAGAUUGAUGAAUCACUAGACAGCAUCAGGACCAUUCCAAAGCUGCCUCCAUUUAUGCCGGAAUCACUUGUUGGUAUCAGCCAGCACUUAGACGAGUUUCUGCCUUCAGCCCUUAUCGAUGCAGCAGAAAACUUGAAACAGCUGCGGAACCGAAGCAUGAUACAAGAAAUAACAGAGGAAGCUGCUGGGAAGUUCUGCGAAGGUUUCGAGUUUGUGGAAAGCAAGAUACUCGCUGCAGAUGACCUUUUGUAUAACGGUACAGAUGCAGAUCUAACAGAAGAGCAAACGCCAACGCUUCGAGAUCUGUUCCCACGCACCAGCGGAGAGAUCCGUGUGUUAUUAAGCUGA